GCACACAACCUACCGCAUUGUUGUUGGGGGAAGAGAAGCUCGGGCGACCGCUGAGCUCAACGACUUCUGACGGCUUCUAAACAGUCCAGUCGACCCAAAUUUUCUUCCGUCAGCGUGUAACACCCGGAACCAGCUCUGGAUCGCCCUGGAUCCCUGUCGAGCAGCCUCAGGUUUUACUCGGUUCAGCGCGAGCCGCCGUUGGACGACCGGACUGAAUGUGGAUUUAACUACCGCUUCGCUCCGAAGGCCGCGCCGCCAUUGCUGCUGUUUUUAUAAGCUGAAUUCGUGAAAAUACUGAGGUCUCCAAUAACUUCAAUAUGAAGAAAAAAGCUCGAAAUCAGCGUCUGUCAAUGCUGAAAAGGGAGUCGUCUCCCAUCAAGCCGUCUCCCAACCGAGAGACCUUGACGUACGCACAGGCUCAGAGGAUGGUGGAACUAGAGGUGGACGGCCGCGUGCACCGGCUGAGCAUCUAUGACAAACUGGACGUUAUAUCUGAUGAUGACCCCACGGCUCAGGAGAUCAUGGAGUGCAACAGCAACAAGGAGAACAACGAGAAGCCCCAGCAGGUCCUGGUGCGCUCUGUGCGCCUUAAAAACAAUCAACAGAAGAAGAACGCAGCACUCAUAGCCUCACACGGAGGCAGCGGCACUCAUAGUAGUACCAGUGGCCUGUUGGAGCCAAAGGUUAAAAUAGUUGAAUACAAUCUGCCGGUAGUUCCGAAGAGGCCGGUGCCGUAUUACAAAUACACAGAGAAGAUGGCAGAGGACCUAGAUGAGGAGGUGGAAUAUGACAUGGACGAGGAAGACUAUGCCUGGCUAGAAAACAUCAACGAGAAGAGGAAGAGCGAGGGCAUCAGUCAGGUGUCGCACAACCUGUUUGAGUUUCUCAUGGACCGCUUUGAGAAAGAAUCCUAUUUAGCCACUCAGGGUCAGAGCGACAUGCAGUCACUGGUGGAUGAGGAUGCUGUUUGCUGCAUCUGCAUGGACGGAGAUGGUGCAGACAGUAACGUCAUCCUCUUCUGUGACUCCUGCAACAUUGCUGUUCAUCAGGAGUGCUACGGUGUUCCUUACAUCCCAGAGGGCCAGUGGUUGUGUCGUCACUGCCUUCAGUGUCCGUCACGACCGGCUGAGUGUGUCUUCUGCCCUAAUAGAGGUGGAGCUCUGAAGAAGACGGACGAUGAGCGCUGGGGCCAUGUAGCGUGUGCUCUGUGGGUCCCUGAGGUUGGCUUCUCUGACACGGUUUUUAUCGAGCCCAUUGAUGGCAUUCGUAAUAUCCCACCAGCACGAUGGAAGCUCACUUGCUACCUGUGCAAGGAGAAAGGCGUGGGCGCGUGCAUCCAGUGUGACAAAAUCAACUGUUACACCGCCUUCCACGUCAGCUGCGCUCAGAAAGCUGGUCUCUACAUGAAGAUGGAGCCUGUCAAAGAGGUAACAUCGUCCGGUGCCGCCACCUUCUCUGUGAAAAAGACGGCCUACUGCUGCAGCCACACGCCGGAUGGUUGCGACCGCUGGCCACUCAACAUCUACGAGGAACCACAUCGGAAAAAUGGAGCCUGCCACAAGAGGACCGACAAGAGGGGGAAGGCCCGGGCCAGAAGUUGUCAGAAGAAGAAGAGUAAGAGAGUGGAGCCUGCUUCAGAACCAGAACCUGAGGCAAACACCAACUCUGGGCCCAGCAUCACUGCUUCAAGCUUCGAUACCAUUCUGAACCAGGUGGCAGUUCAAAGGAAGCGUCCAUUCGUCGAGCGAGUGCUGAGCUACUGGGUUCUGAAGAGGCAGUCGAGGAACAACGUGCCGCUCAUCCGCCGGUUGCAGGCGACCCCUCAGCCGCCCAAAGCCAAGCAGAUGGACCGUGUGGAGACAAACCAGGCACUGAAAGAACAGCUGAAGGAGUGGCAUCGUCUUCGCCAUGACCUGGAGCGAGCUCGUCUUCUUCUAGAGCUCAUCAGGAAAAGAGAGAAGCUGAAGAGGGAGGAGAUGAAGCUGCAACAGUCGGUGCUGGAGGUACAGCUGACCCCAUUCAAUAUUCUGCUGAGAGCUGUGCUCAGUCAGCUACAGGAAAAGGACCAGUAUAGCAUCUUUGCUCAGCCUGUCAGCAUCAAGGAGGUUCCUGAUUAUCUGGACCACAUCAAACACCCAAUGGACUAUUCUACCAUGAGAAAACGCAUUGACGCUCAUAAUUAUAGAAGCCUGGAGGAGUUUGAAGCCGACUUCAACCUCAUAAUUUCCAACUGCAUGACCUACAACGCCAAGGACACAUUCUUCUACAAGGCAGCUCAACGGAUGCAGGACCACGGAGGAUCCAUCCUCCGCAGGGCCCGUCGCGAGGCUGAGAGGAUAGGCUUUGACUUCCCCAGCGGGCUGCAUCAGCACGAAGCCCCAAAGUUGGAGGCCCCUCCCCCCUUCUCUUGGGACGAUGUGGACCGCCUGCUGACCCCCGCCUACCGCCAGCUAACCCCUCUCGAGGAUCAGCUGAAGGAGCUGCUGGAAAAGCUGGACCUGAGCACCGCUAUGAAGCACAGCCCCUCGCGCAGCAAAAGGCUCAAGCUGCUUAAGAAAACCAUCAUGGAGGUCCGCAGUGAGAUUAGCCUGAAGCAGUCCCUCCCAACACCACCGCCCACAUCGCCAGAGUCCAGCUCGACCCCAGAGUCGGAAGAGAAGCCAGUACUCGACCCUCCAGCAGAGCCCUGUACUCCACAAGAGAAGAACUCCUUACAUCCACCAUCCUUAGAUCUACUAAAUGCACCGCUCAACAACGUAUCCGGCAGCUCAGAACUGCCCCCUGUAACGCCCACCACACCCAGCGCAGACCAGACUCCCAUGGAGCUUGAUGGUGACACGUCUACCUCAGUACCCCACGUCACCUCGGAUGGUCACACCCCGAACCCACUGCUUUUUAACGGAGACCUCGCCACUGAAACCUCUAGCACCUGCAACCGACGAACAAACAUCCUCUUCCGCAAGUCCAAGAGUGCCAGCCCACAGAAACCAGCCAAGGCCCAGGAGGUCCCCGCAGGUUCACCGCCCCCCCUCGGGGCCAAGACCUUCCUAUCGGUGGUGAUCCCUCGGUUGGAGACGCUUCUUCUGCCGAAGAAAAGAACCCGCAGCAGCAGCGCCGAUGGUGAGGAGGACGAGGGAACGCCAGUAAAGCGACUUGGCACAGGGAUGCCAAAUGGUUUUGUGAUGGAGAAGAAGGAAACCUCACCGCCACCUCGCCUGCUGGAGCCUCGCCGCCGCUGUGCCUCGGAGUCAAGCAUCUCUUCCAGUGGAAGUGUUCUGUGUGGCUCAAGCACUGUCAUAGUGAAUAAAAGUGGUAAAGGGCGACCGGCAGCUGCUCGACGGAGCACUGUGGACGACAAAAGCACCCUGAUGACCUGUGUAGAGAACGGGGAGUUCACGAAAGCUGCUAAGAUCUCCACAGAGGUGUGGAAGCCCACCGCUGCUUCUCCAUUUGUUCUGGAGCCUCUUAAACUAGUAUGGGCUAAAUGUAGUGGAUUUCCCUCCUUCCCUGCCCUGAUUGUGGACCCCACACCGCGGAGGAUGCCGUGUCAGCACAACGGGGUGGAGGUUCCCCAGCCGCCACGGGACGUUCUCAGACUCGGAGAGCGGAUGCAGUUCAGGUCCGCAGAGAAACUCUUCCUCGUCCACUUCUUCGACAGCAAGCGCAGCUGGCAAUGGCUUCCUAAGGGCAAGUUGGCUCCUUUUGGUGUCAACCAGACGGUGGACAGGCUCAAGCUGACGGAGGCUCGCACCUUCCAUGUCCGAAAAGCUGUGCGGCUCGCCUUCGACAGAGCCAUGAACCACAUGAACCGUGUCACUGGCAAACUGGAGCCGCGCGCAGACCUCACACUCUGAUCCCUCAACCCGCCCCUCCUCUGAAAAUCUCACACAAUCCAUUUCUUCACUUUGACCUUUUAGAGCCAUCUUUUAAAAAACCACCAACACAGGGACACUUCAGUUUCUGCCUCAUGCGCACAAAAAUCAAGUGUGCACACACUUAUAUUUUCCAUUUCAUGUAAACUGGAACCAGAUCAUUUUCUUUCCUCCCUGAAUAUCUGCCUUGACCUUUGUCUGAAAUACUGUAGCUUGCGACGGCUAUCUUGUUUUGUCAAAGAGCUAUGCAAUGAAAACGACUCGGUUAGCGGGUGCUAGAGGGCAGAAACAAAACUUGUCUGGCUGCGAGGACUCGAAAAUCAUAUGUCCGAACCCGCUGAAUGUGUCAGAGUUUGACCUCCGACCUCUUUAAAUGUGCUGCAAGUCUGCUGCAACAAUCUCACUGCCAUGAAAAUGUCCAUCAGUUUGUGUGUGAGACGGCAGCAGCUCCUGUAAAUAUCCUGUACAAGGCCUGACACUAAUUUAUUCACACGCUCAGUUUGUUUUGGUACAUGGUAUUCAGAUAUUUAUACAGUCGGAGGUGAUGAUCCACGUCGGCACUGGUGGUGUCGGUGUUUCUGCUGGUGCUAUCUCCACAGAGAGAAAAAACAAACAUGCAUACUGUACUGAACCUUUUUAUUUCAAGUCUUUUUUACAGUUUUUGUAAGUUAUUAAGUUCUCAAGCUUCAAGUUCUCUCGUCUGGCAUUAAUUUUUUUGCGUGAAUGUUUUUACUGGACUACAUCUUUUUUUUUGUUUGUACAUAUUUAUAUAAAAUCUAUAUAGAAACUGUUAAAGUUUAAAAUGCCUGAAGUGCAUCAUUCACACCAAAACCAAAAAAAUAUGCUGCCCACAGGUUUCUCACUAAUGUCUGUUCUUCCUUUUUUUUUUUUUUUUUUUAAUGUUUGUGUUUUGCUGGUUUUCGGCCUUCUUUUGUUUGUGUGCUGUAAUGACGUAAAUUUUUCUGUAAAACGUCACAAAAUCAUCUUUCCCACCUGAACUGGGCUACAGUCAGCUGUAGGAGAGAAGAGAAUGUGCCUGUACUAAUUUAUUGUAAAGCAGAAAUGUAUAUGCAUUACUUUAUAGAGAGAGCAUUGUAAGAAAAUACUAUGGGCACACUAGGAGCUGUAGAGGCCCCUUCUCCUCUUCUGUUGUUUUUGAGAGUUUUGUUUUUUAUUUUUUGAAUUAAUAGCAUUAAGUCUGAGAAGUGAUAGUGUGUGAUGUUUUAUUCUGCCAGGGUAGCGAUGGGUAGACUUCCUAUUUUCUUUGGUCCUUCUGGAUGUGGAUGUUGUGUGUAAAUAGAUUUGGUACUUUAGCUGAUUCUCUGGGAAAAACCACAGUUAUAGCCAACGAAGCGGAAACCAGCUAACAGCAGGCCGGUGGGAUUUUUUAUACUAAAACACUGAAAAUUAAAAUAUGUUACUGAAUCACUGA
This is a messenger RNA of Betta splendens (Siamese fighting fish), 5304 nucleotides long. Its product is annotated as bromodomain-containing protein 1-like. Gene Ontology annotation, biological process: regulation of transcription by RNA polymerase II. Gene Ontology annotation, molecular function: protein binding. Gene Ontology annotation, cellular component: MOZ/MORF histone acetyltransferase complex. NCBI's taxonomy places the organism in Eukaryota, Metazoa, Chordata, Actinopteri, Anabantiformes, Osphronemidae. The coding region runs from base 318 to 3854 and encodes 1178 amino acids. The transcript is spliced from 12 exons. The record is from RefSeq and is a predicted model, not a curated record.